CAUCCUCACAUACCCUCCCUCCUCCUCCUCCUCCUCCUCCUCCAACACCACCACAACCACCGCCUCCUCCUCUUCCUCCUCCAGCAGAUUUGUUUGUAAUGGGGGUUGAGGCGAUUUCGUUUGGCCCCUUUUCACAUCUCCAGAGAGCGUCAGAGGAAUAAAGUCAUUCACGUUCAUUUUUUUUUAUUUCAUCACAUAAAAUGGCAACCAGGAAUGACCACGGAGGAUAAAAGGACGCAUUUAGGCACGAGCUGUGGUCUUGGAGAUAUUAACCACCUGAUGGGCACCGGACAGCCUCCUGUGGUGUCGCGUGUUGACUUGGUGAUUUUUAUUGCUGAACAAAUAAAAGGGCUGCAAGUUUUGAUACAGAGCUUCUGCGUAACAGGCUGUGCCACCGGCCCUUACAUAUUUUGGUUAUGGUAAUGAUGUCAUAGAAUCCUGGGGGCCUGUGCCUGAGCGGAAAGACAGGCUUUUUUUUUUAUCAUCUCCUACCAUGUAAGUAACCACACGGACCGCUCUCGACAUGGACCUGACUGAGGUGGGUUUGUUAUUCUGACAUUCUCACGUCCACAACUGGCUGAAACCCGUUCAUGCCUCAUUUUCUCUCUCUGAGCGCACUGGGCAGCAACUUUUCUCCUCUGGCCUGCAUCCACGUCGCACCGAGGCGGUCUCUGUAGCGCUCACGGACCGCACCGCCCAUUGACUUACAAUGGAGUUUGCCAUGGUGGGUGCGGACGGUGGGUGCAGUAGUCACCUGCCUUAUGGAUAUGCCCAAGCUCGCGCACGGGAGAGGGAACGCGAGAGGGAGCGCCAGGCUGCCCAAUCGAGAGCGGCGGCUGCGGCGGCCGCCGCUGAAGGUGGGUCCGGUGCGGAGGGAGGAGGCGGCAGCGUGGGGGGGUCCACCUCAACCUCCACCUCCUCCUCCAGCGCUCAUCUCCUUAACAACCGCCAGCAUCAGUCUCGCGCCGCCUCCUCCACGAACGCCAACAUCAGCAGCGGCGGCACCGCCUCGCGCCCCUCCUCCUCCUCCUCCUCGUCCUCCUCCACCUCCUCCUCUCAGCCGCCACAGCACCAGCAGGAGCCCGAGCAGCAGCAGAGAGUUCUCAGAGAGCGGAAAAAGCAGCGCGGCGUCGGACGGUGGAGACGCAGCCGGACGACACUCGGCGGGGACUUGCGCCACUCGGAGCUGGCGCUGCUCGGAUCCGAGGAGGACAUCAUGAUAGAGGAGGAAGAGGCCGAGGAAGAGGAGGAGGGAGAAGGGGGGGACCAGGGCAGCAAGAGGUCGAGCUUUCUGUGUAACAUGGAUGAUGAGGAGGAGACGGUGUCGCUCACUGACAGGCGCCCCCAGUCCGGAUACGAAAACGUUUACAGCGAGUGCGGCUGCUGCGAGAGAGUGGUCAUCAACGUGUCGGGGCUGAAGUUUGAAACUCAGCUCAAGACUCUCACUCAGUUCCCGGACACCCUCCUGGGAGACCCCGACAAGAGAAUCAGGUACUUCGACCCGCUGAGGAACGAAUACUUCUUCGACCGGAACCGACCGAGCUUUGACGCCAUUCUGUACUAUUACCAGUCAGGGGGGCGGUUGAAAAGACCUGUCAACGUCCCGUUUGACAUCUUCUCCGAGGAGGUGAAGUUUUAUGAACUCGGGGAGGAGGCAAUACUCAAGUUUCGGGAGGAUGAGGGUUUCGUCAAAGAGGAGGAGAAGCCUCUGCCCGAGGACGAGUUCAAGCGCCAGAUCUGGCUGCUUUUUGAAUAUCCGGAGAGCUCGAGUCCUGCCAGGGGGAUCGCAGUGGUGUCUGUCCUGGUCAUAGUUAUUUCUAUUGUCAUUUUCUGCCUGGAGACGCUGCCGGAGUUCAGGGAUGAAAAAGAGUAUCUGCAGCCACGACACAACUCCACUCAGCCGGACCACGGAUUUACUCCUUUCAACGACCCGUUUUUCAUUGUGGAGACGGUUUGCAUCAUCUGGUUCUCCUUUGAGAUUAUAGUCCGCUUCUUUGCGAGUCCGAGCAAACCGGCUUUCUUUAAAAACAUUAUGAACUCUAUAGACAUUGUAUCCAUUUUGCCUUAUUUCAUAACUCUCGGCACGGACCUGGCGCAGCACCAAGGCAACGGGCAGCAAGCGAUGAGCUUUGCCAUCCUGAGAAUAAUCCGUCUCGUCAGGGUGUUCCGCAUCUUCAAGCUCUCCCGGCACUCCAAGGGGCUGCAGAUCCUGGGUCAUACCCUGCGCGCCAGCAUGAGGGAACUGGCCCUCCUCAUUUUCUUCCUAGUCAUAGGCGUCAUCCUGUUCUCCAGCGCGGUGUAUUUCGCCGAGGCGGACGAGCCCACUUCCCAGUUCACGAGCAUCCCCGACGCCUUUUGGUGGGCCGUGGUGACCAUGACCACGGUGGGCUAUGGUGACAUGAAGCCCAUCACCGUCGGGGGAAAGAUAGUGGGCUCCCUCUGCGCCAUCGCGGGCGUGUUAACCAUCGCGCUGCCGGUGCCGGUCAUAGUGUCCAACUUCAACUACUUUUACCACAGGGAGACAGAUAAUGACGACCAGACGCCGGUUGUGGAGAGCAUGCCCCCAGGCUGCCCGUAUUUCCCGGACUUUCUAAGGAAAUUCAAAGGCUCGCCCUCUGGCUCCUCGCUGGGUGAUAAAGCGGAGUAUAUGGAGAUGGAGGAGGGAGUGACGGAGUCGCUGUGCGGGCUGGACAAGAGCCCUAGUAAAGGAAACGGCACUGACAUAGGAAGGAGAAACAGUACUAACUCAAAAUCCAUUCAGACUGACGUGUGAUAUCAAGUAGUGUCCUGUUAUUUAACUUUUUUCUGUGGAAGAAUUUGCCCUAUGAAGUUUCAGUGUGCCCGAGAUCAGGUGCCCCCCCAACACAAGAUUUUUGCACGCACACAAACACACGUCACCAAUUGGCAGGAUGAAAUAUUUCAUUCCCUCCACCUCAGAAUAGUUUCUCCAGAUCUUCUCCACUACUUCUCCGCCAUUAUGACCAGUAUUUAUCUAAUUGGUUGAUUAAUAAAUCAUCUAACCUGUGGGGGCUUCCAAAUCUGAGAUCAAAUCGGAAUUCGAGACAAGACAGGCUAUGCAUUCGCACUUUAUGAGUUUCAUCUGUCAAUAACUGAAAGUAUAGGGAUGGUCGUUUUGCUGUUAUGCAAUAAAGUUUAAAAUGUUUGUUUGCACUAAAUGUAGAAUUUGCGCUUUGUUUGGCUGAUUUUUCUUUUAGAGACAGAAACUGUAGGCCAUGCAAAUGGCAAUAAUUUAGUCAUCCUCUGACCACUUAGCUGAAGAAUGUUUGAGUUACUUCCUCAAAGAGAGCGAACUAAGGAUAUUAAUAACAUCUUUCAUGUGCUGCCAAUAAAAAUGACUCCAUUAAAGGAAAGGCCGAAGACAGAUACAAGACUUUGGUUAGUGUUCCAACACUUAGUAUUAACAAAACGUUCUUUGAUUAAACAUAGAAGUUAGCAGUCAUCGAAUAAACCAGGGCUAGAAUUAUUUCUACAACAUCUACAUGAAUAUGCUUUUCCACAACAGGCCAAAACAAGCAUUGUGUUGUUGACCCACCAUGAGAGCUAAGCACAGGAAACCAUCAGAGUUAUAAAUGGCUGGAGAAAUGACUCGCCCCACCAGGUUUUGUACGGACAGGCUUGGGGGCCUUGUUGACAACAGUUUCCCCAGUUUGAUUUAAACCACCUCAAAAUGACAAUAUCCCUUUACACGGACCCAGAUGGAAAGCUAUAGCAAAAAUGACUCUGUCGUGGAAACUCCUUGGAUGGGAGUUUGCAAGCAACUUCAUCUUCUUUCCGCUGGACUUUGUGCACAAAUUAUUAUCUUUUUUUUUUUCUUAAGAGGACUAUGAUUAUCUGUGAGCUCCGAGGACCAUCUGGGAUGUGGAUGUCUUCCAAGCUCACAGACACUGCCAUGGAUAAGGAAUGAGGUCUGAAAUCUCCAGCAAAGGACAGCCAAAGUCAAGUCUCCCUUUCUUGGACUGCACUGAGGCUUCCUUUAACAGUAACAGGUGACCUGCCUGUGAAACACUCUGGUGCUUUGAUGAUGAUAGCUUGGAGCAUUUGUGACACAGAUCAGAAGAAGAUUUAGACGAGUGUAUUAACAAAAACAUCCAAGCGUCACAGAGGAUAUUCUCCAGCGCUGCCAGUUACAAAGAGAGGGAGUAUACCCCCCACAUCUCCGGGAAAAUUGCAGUGAACAAGAAAACAUUGUGACUGGUCAUCUUGAGCAUGAGCCGAAACUUGAAAAAGCAACAACAACUGAACAGGGACUCAGCAUUUGGACGAGUGGGGAUGAGAGAGCUACUGCCCAACAACAGUAAACUAACCCUGGAGGGCUGAGACUAGAGUUGGCAGAUGAGUAAGUCGUGACCCAAAAUGAUUGCCUUAAUUACAACACAUAUACAGAUGUAUGAAGUGAUGAAACUAAGAGACUUAUAAAAGUUCAAAUAUGUUUUCUUUACAUGUGAAAAAAGUGUCUUGUAAGGAACAGAUGUGAAUAUUUUAAUAUGAUAGAGAUAAUGUUUUGUUGUAACGUCGACAUAAUGUUUUAGUUGGGUCGGCUUCGUAGGUGUCAUUGGUUACUAAAUGGUGAGUUUGCUCUCUGCUCAUGUGCAGUCAGCAGAAUGACUUAAUCUAUUUUUAUCUUUUUUCAUAUUGUCAACCAAACAAGGCUGGCCUGAGUUGCUCACUCAAAUGCUGGCGACAAAUUCACAUUGUGUCAUUCCACAUGAAAAUCCUCAUUCAGAAAGUGUAUAGAGGGGAAGAAACAUGAGACAUAUUGACUGGCUCAAUGCAACAAGAAGAAUAUCCUCUUACAUUAAGAUCCACUUACACUAAAGCAAAGAUGUCAGGCACAUAAACACCACCAUAAGUAUCUGCCACACUACUCACUUUCUAUCACAGAAAAACAGCGGCUGAAAAUCGCCGCCCCAAGAAUCAUCGACAUAAAAUGAAAUACCUUAGGUUCUACUCUCAGAUGCAAAUUUAGAGCUGACCAGCUGCUUUGUUGAUAGGUUUUUACUUUGAAUUUAACUGUAUGCAAAAGUAACAUGGAUGUGUGUUAUAUAUUUUUUUAAACCUAGCCUUGAUAAUUACAUAACCAAAGGUGAAACCCUGAAUUUAUUGUAUGUUGUGGAACUUCUGGAAAAUGUUGUGAUAUAGAUGCACACUGAAUAGGAAAAAAAAUGUAAAUAGCAGACAUUUAUACUUGUGUGUUCUAAGAUGUGUUGCAGAUAGAGAAAUUCGAGACUUUUUACUUUCUUUGACUGUUAUGACCAUUGACCAUUAUCAUCUGUGUUUGGUUUGUCUCAGCUGAUACAAUCAUGUUCCUCAUAUUGUCGCGAAUGCUGCUUCAGCACCCUUAUUGUCAUGUUUUAAGCAGUUUUGUUGUUGUUGUUGUGCUUGUUCUUUUUCUCUUCUUUUUUUUAUACAUACAGCCCAUUAAAAAUCCUGCAACUCAUUGAUUUGGUAUUCAGAAACAUGUGGUUGCUAAUGUUGUUGGUACAGCUUUGCCAGAGAAGUGUUGGAUUGUGUUACCUCUCUUAGACCUGCAAUGUUGCCCAUGAAUAUUAAUGAUUAGAAAUAUCCACUGACAUGCCAGAUGUAUUUAAUUUUUAGGCGUAGUAGUAAGAGAUAUCACUUAUUUUAAUGAAGACAGUGUUUUUAUUUUCUGAUAUUUUCCUUCAGAUAAGCCUCUAUUUCAUACUGUGUCAACUAUGAUGGCACUACAGACUACAGAGCUUAACCUCCAAAGUUCACAUUUUUGUUUUUUUUCCAAAAAAUGGUAUCUGUUAUUACCUCAGAAUCCCUCAGAAAAGCUGUUUACUGAAUGUUUCUUAGUGUCACAAAAACCUGUAGCCACACAAUAGUUUGCUUAGGAAAUCCUUACGGGAGGAUAUUUAAAUGCAAAGAAGAAACUAAUUUUGUCAUACAAACCAACAUUUUUAUUAGGACAAACAGAAUAGAGCAGCAAAGUUAAACUGUCAUGCAUGAAAUGUGCUGUUUCUUUACAACAUUAUGUCAGAAAAAGAAAAGAUGGAAAACUGUAACUGAAUGUGAAAAAAAUGAAUGACAGGAGUCACUUUGUAACUGUCCAAAUCAAGUUCAUGUAAAGAUAAGUGCUGUCACACAACAGAUAAAUCAAUCAACACAAUAGGAUUCAAUUUAAACACAGCGCUGUUGUCUCAGUGUCAUCAGUCAUUACAUUGUAAGAGCAUAAAUAAGCAAACAGCAAUAGAUGAGUUUGGGGAAGUUUACUUAUCUGCUUGCUUAUUUGCAGGUUAUACUAGUUAUAUGUGAAGAUUGACAUGGGUAUAAUAAAUGUGAAGCUGCAGCCAACCGCCAGUUAGCUUAGCAUAGCUUAGCAUUUAAUUCAAUCAGCACAUAACCCCCAGUGAAAACUCAGCUUGCAUUUAGACAUUGAUUGAACUAACUAGAUCUAAUGUGUUUAAGCAGAAUGAGUAAAAUUUUUGGUUGCAGUUGUUAAACAGAGUACUCAGUGUUGGCCCGUCCUGCUUGGCUUAACAACUGUGGAUACAUGCGGACAAUCUGGCACUUGAUCGCUCUAUUCUUAAUGGCUGAAUUUCAAUGUCCAACCUCUGCUCUUGUGGACUGAGCCCUCGUGGGCUUUGGUUGUAUGUGCUGUGACUUGUUAUGAUGUCAAGCCUAUGAGGGCAGUAUAAACCACGGAUACAUGGGCCUUAAGACUACUACAAUUUCUGUAUCAUGAUGUGGUUGAGUAUUAAUAUUGGCCAACCUGAGCAAGUUAUGUUUAAUUAUGUAAUUGCUGGACAAAUUCAUGAUAAGUUCUGUAAUUUUUCAGUAGGCAGUUAAAAGAGAGAUACUUCACUUCCGUAGUGCAAAGAGUUGUGUGUUAAUGUGUGUUAUAAGACCAGUGUACUCUCUGAGACAAUGAGUGCUUCCUUUAGAGUCAUACAGGGUUGGUCCUUUGUGAUGAUUGAGAGGGAUUGUUUUUGUAGGACAGCCUACAUAGUUUUUUUUUGUUUUUUGGGGGGGGUGAAAUUCCUACUCAUUCUGCCAUUAAUUGGUGGGCUUUAAAGGUUUCCUUUAGAAAUGGCUAAGCUAGCUGUUUCCUUUUUUUUCUAGACUUUAUGCUGGGCUAAAAUUAGCAAAUGUUGGCUGGAGCUGCAUAGUUAUUGUACAGACAUUAGAGUGCUAUCUGAGAGUGAACAGAAGCAUUUCCCAAACAUGUCUGAGAGGUAAAUUAAAUGAAAAUAUCAUGUGUCUGUAGAAAUAUAUUUUCUGAAGUGAUUCUAUUACACUAAUCUUCCUCAUGCACAAGCUGACCUUAUGUAGAAACUAUCAUAACAGAAGUUAACAUUGGCCAGAAGAUGUGCUGCAACACUACAGAUAUUCUUGUUAAAGAUAAAUUAAUCCACCGAGUGAUUUGUUCAGAAACAGCUCAGUAUUGUCAUGAAGCAACACAUUUGAUGCUAAGCCAAAGAGUAAUAUGCCCACAGGUUAGUGGGGAGAACAAGAACAGGCUCAGCCUGACAAUUGAUCCUUGAGGUCACCAUGUCCAAUCAAGUAGAACAAACAAGUACCAAAGGAAAAAGAGAAAUCUGUUAAAGAGGACAGUCUCUAACCCAUUUCCUCAAUCUGUGAAUUAACACAAUUUAGGUGGCUAGAGGCUACAAUUAUGUCAAGUUGCACUGAUACAGCGCCCUGUGCUUAAAUGUGCUGUCAUCAGGAGAUAAGUAGUAACCCAGAGUAGGGCAGCAGCAUAAUGUGAAGAAAGAAAAAAAUAAAGGCAGAUUUUGAAGCACAUAGAAAAUUCCUCAGAUAUUUAUAUGAAUAUUUAUAAAAAGGUCAUCCAGGUCAUGAGAAGGGAUGAGCAGAAACAGAUCCUACAGAACAAACAAUGACUCUACAUUUCCUUUGACUUAGUAUAGCUAGAUAUUCUUGUGGAUGUUGAAAUGACCUGCUGUAAUAAUAACUUCUGUAAUAACUGUUACUGUGCAUUCAGACCAAAAGCGCACAAAGAGGGAAAUCUGCCUUGUCGCUUUACCAACAUUGUUGAUCAAGGAAAGUUACUUGAUGGAAUAUUACUUGGUAAAGUCAUUAAAUAGCAUGCUAGCAUGCUAUGUUGCAAUGCUAGUAUGCAAUAAUUUCUCUCAUUUCUUACAAAUAUAUUACACAAUUAAAAGCUCACCAUGCAAACCAGCGACUAUAGCGACCUUCUUCCACGCAUUGGUUGUCUUUAAUUGACCCGCGGUCUGGGUCAGGUCGAUAUUUCCCUCCACUAUCCUCGGGCACUCGGGCCCUGUGUGUGUGCUUUUUUUUUUUUUUUUUUUAAUUUAAUAACUCAAAUUAUUGAGUGUAUUUCCAGCUACAAAACACACAUCUCUCUCCUCCCUCCAUUUUUGUUUGUGUCGCUGCGUGGUCAUACACGUGAGCAUCCUCAUGCUGAAAACAUGACUUGCCGCAUAUGUGACAUCACUCCCCGAGACGCAAAAAGAAAGCAAAAAUAUAUAUUUUUACAAAGGAAAAUGACAAAUAUAAUAGUAACGCACAGUGACUUGAAUACAUACUUUAAUUUGAUUACUGGUUUGGAAAUUACUCGUUACUGAAAAAAGUGGUCAGCUCAUAAUUAGUUAAUGUGUCUUUGUCAAGUGCGUUAAGGUGGCACUUGUUGCAUUAUUCCUUCAAAUAAUUCUGAACAGAUUUCUGUAGUUCAAACAACUCCGAAUUGUAGUUGAGAACAUCAGUUAUAACAGCCCACGUAUUAACAAAUUGUCGGGUUUAAAUCGGCUUGGGCUCAUAAUUACAGUUGCAGGGCUCGACACAACAUGCACGGGCUCAGGUCGGGUCGAGCUCGGACACAGUGUGCUAGGGCUUGGGUCAGGUCAGGUCAGGCUUGAUUUUGUGGAUCCGAUCUAAACUCUAAUCCCUAUACGCGAAUAGUGUCAAAUCGCAGAGGACCGGAUGUUCGGUAGCAAUCAACAUUUCCAGUGCCAUCUCGGAACGAAUGUUUGGUAGGAACCAAAAUUACGUGGGUUGUUCUCUGGGACCGACCUGACUGAGGGACAACAGCAGAACGAUACAUCCAUAGACAUAAUAUACGUAGAUGCCUCAUAGACUGACGCUGCCUAUUGGAGCUAACGUAUCAGCGCAGCCGCCAUCUUGGAUGGGUCUCCAAUGCGACCGCCUUGCUUUUCUACUGAGGAAGGUGUA
This is a messenger RNA of Acanthopagrus latus (yellowfin seabream), 9192 nucleotides long. RefSeq names its product potassium voltage-gated channel, shaker-related subfamily, member 4 (gene kcna4). Gene Ontology annotation, biological process: protein homooligomerization; potassium ion transmembrane transport. Lineage: Eukaryota; Metazoa; Chordata; Actinopteri; Spariformes; Sparidae. Gene Ontology annotation, cellular component: membrane; voltage-gated potassium channel complex. The record is from RefSeq and is a predicted model, not a curated record. The transcript is spliced from 4 exons. Bases 710 to 2773 code for a protein of 687 amino acids. Gene Ontology annotation, molecular function: delayed rectifier potassium channel activity; protein binding; potassium ion binding.